AUGGACCCAAGAGCACAAAUCCCAGGCAACAACAACCACAACACCAAUAACAACAUGGCUACAACGCAACCGCCGCUCCUCAACACCUCACCACCUCAGCCUCACAACCCGCUCAGCCUCGCACCCAAGCAACCAAUCCCGGCCUCCGCAACCAGCAUACACGAGCGAUCAACAUCGCACCAUCCCCACACGCAGCCCACUGAACACUCCCACCAGCAACAGCUGUCCCAAUUGCCAGAAACCAGCGGCCAACAGCAGAAUGCAAUGGAAAGCUAUCCGCACCAGGUGUCGGGAUCGGGGGGCCCGACCGCUACGGCGCCAUUCUUGCGGGACUUCAGCCUUGUCGCCGAGGCGGCCAAGCGCGCCCAGAUGUCGGUUGUGAUGCGGGAUUUGGAGGCGGUAACGCUAUAG
Messenger RNA from Aspergillus bombycis, 411 nucleotides. RefSeq lists its product as uncharacterized. Bases 1 to 411 code for a protein of 136 amino acids. NCBI's taxonomy places the organism in Eukaryota, Fungi, Ascomycota, Eurotiomycetes, Eurotiales, Aspergillaceae. The record is from RefSeq and is a predicted model, not a curated record. The transcript has a single exon.